GCGUCACGCGCUACGACAACACAACAAUAAUAAGAACUAUCACAUAUUUUUUUUUAUACGCGUUCAUUAUUGCUGAAGUAGUUGAUAUUAGAGGCGAGGAACGCGCACAAUGCCAAUAGCUUAAUAAUACAGUGAUCGCUGAUUACGACGGCGACCUGCGAGUGAGCCGAGUUGUUGUUCCGAUAGUGUUCCGAGGACCGUCUUUUGUAUUUGUACGUCCUCUCUCCACCACCGCCGCAGCCGCCGCCCAGAGUCUGGCGACUCGUGCCGUACAGGUAGGCACUGACGUCGUGGCCCACCCGUUGCAGCGAUAUUAAAUCAUCGACCGCCGUCCAACUCGAUAGCCCAGAAAGGUCCGCGAGAGGAUUUUUCAACGGCUCCGAUUAGAACAUCGUCGUCGUCACCGCCGCCGCCCGCUCUUCAUUUCUCGUCGUCGUCGUCGUCGUCGUCGUUAGUGUCGUCGCGCUACUGGUUUUUAAUUGAUAAAAAUAUUAUAUUAUUAUUAUUGUUACAACACUAACGCUGUACACGACGCCCUCUCCGCCAUCGCCGCAGUAAACACCUUCGCGUGUGUCACGUACGGUGUCAACAAUUAUAAUUCAACGACUGCUAUGUGUUGUCGUUAGACGCGAAUAGUGAUAGUUGGCAGCGGAUGAAGUAUUUUUGUUUAUUUGUUUCCUCUCCCAAAUAGUCGAUCUGUGCAGGCACAACAGCGUCGUCACUCGCCGUAAAAACAAUAUGUGGAAAGUACGAGAACUCGCCGAUAAAGUGACCAACGUAGUCCUCAACUAUACAGAAAUUGAAGCUAAAGUCAGAGAAGCCACCAACGAUGAGGCUUGGGGUCCAACAGGUAACCUUAUGCAAGAAGUAGCACAAGCAACAUUUAUGUUUGAGCAUUUCCCUGAAGUCAUGGGAAUGCUAUGGAAACGAAUGUUACAUGAAAACAAGAAAAACUGGCGAAGAACUUAUAAAAGUCUAUUAUUAUUAAAUUAUUUAGUUAAAAACGGAUCUGAAAGAGUGGUUACGUCAGCACGUGAACAUAUUUAUGAUUUAAGAGGAUUAGAAAACUAUUCUUUUGUUGAUGAAUUUGGUAAAGACCAAGGAAUCAAUAUAAGGCAUAAAGUCAGGGAGCUGAUUGAUUUUGUACAAGAUGAUGAUAAGUUGAGAGAAGAAAGGAAAAAAGCUAAAAAAAACAAAGACAAAUAUAUUGGAUUAUCCAGUGAAGCCAUGGGCUACAAAGGAGCAGGAGGUGAGAAGUGGGACGAUGCACCUAGGUGGAAAAAGGACAGUAAUAAUGAAUUUAGUGACAAAAAAAGUAGUAGUACACUAGGUUUUGAAGAAUCACCUAAUAACAGUGAUGAAAAUGAUAUAGUGGAUUCAGAACCAGAACUUGAUUUGCCACAUAAACCUUCUGCAGAAGCAUAUAAAGACCGUAGUAUGUCACCUACCAAAAUUCUAAGUCCUGCUAAACAUAGAACACCUAUUAAACGCAUCGAUUUGGGUGCAGCAGCACAUUAUGGCAAGACACAAUCUGUGAUCAACUCUCCAGUAUCUACCAAUAUUCCUUUAGAUACAGAGACCAGCUCUGUUGAUUUGUUGAAUAUUGUAGGCAACAGCAAUAAUCAAUCAAAUGAUUUUGGAGAUUUUAACGCAGUUUUUAGUGCUGCUCCUAAUACUGACAUUGUAGUAGAAAAUAAUAGUACCAAUAAUGAUGAAUUCGCUGAUUUUAGUUCAGCAUUUACUCAGUCUAUGUCUUUAAACAGCAACUCAACUAUUUUAGCUAACCAAAAAAUUAUUUCUAAUUCUGAUCUCCUAACAUCGUUACCACAGUCAUCUACAAAUGGAACAAGUCGUAACUUGUUAGAUUUGAACUUUGACGCUUUAGAUAACACAGCAACUGGAGUGAUGUUGAAGACACUUCUAGAAUCCAUUCACCAACGUUCAGAUUCAAAUAUUAAAAGAUUUUUUCAAGAAUUUACUGAAUAUUUGCCAGGUCCAAUGACUCCACAAAAAUUUACAAAACUUGAUUGUUACCCAAACUAUUCUCAAGUUAUCAAAGUAUACAGCCAAGUACUUGAAAUAAUUUUAGAACAAACAAAUUUUGUUGAUUAUAUUGAUUUGAUUUCACCAAUAUUUGCCCCAGACGGCGGUACUUUAGAAAUGCUUGACAUAUCGCUACAUGUUUUACUAAACUAUGUCACUUCUAAUGCAUUAUCUCUUAGAACUGAUUAUGCCAUUGAAUUAAUCAGCUUAAUAAUAACAAGCGAUUUAAUAAAAUCAUCAUUGAUUAUUGAAACUUUAAGUUCUAACCAUAAUCGUUUUAUGGUAGUUAUUGAAUUUUUAUUGUCAUUACCACAUAGACUAGCUAACAAAGUUGGGAAGAAUAUACCUAAAUUGUUUACGCCUGUAGAGUUUUCUAACAGAAUAAUGAAUCAUAUAUUGUUUGUCAUUGACCAGUUAAGCCAAUUUUAUGCUUUAGAAAACAAGAAGCCCAAUACAAAACCACUUUCAAUAGUGUUAGGCAAAACUAUUGCUUCUUAUCUUCAAAAUGAUUUUUCUACUUCUUUGAAAAUAUUAGAAUGUUGGUGUUUAGAUGAUAACUAUGCAGUUGUUAUUAGAAGUAUUCUUUCAGAAGUUGACCGACGAGCAAUUGAUAGACUUGGUUAUUUGUUUUGUCGUAAAUUAUCAACAUCUGAUUCGUUACAUAGUCUUAUUGGAAAUGCAGUAAAUGAUGUGCCCAACUGGAAUUACACUUUUUGCAAAAAAAUGAUAUUUCUUACUUAUCACGAAGAUGACAAUAUAGCAUUAAAUCUGAUGAAUUACUUAUACUUUGUUCAAAAAGAUUCUAAUUCUAAUAUAUUAAGUACUAUAAUCUUAGAACUUGUUCAAAUUUGGGGAGAUAAAAGUGCUUUGAUUCAUACACCUUUUGAACAACAUUACUACUUAUCAAAACUUAUUAUUAUUGGUUCAGUAUGUUUAUCAAAUUUAACAUUGGAUGAUGAGUUUAAAAGAGAUGUUGAAAUUAAACUCUUUGAAGGUGUUCCAAUUCAUCUGGAGAGUUCAGAAGAAAAAGUUCGAACUAUAGGAAUGAUAGUAGCAGAGAUUAUUAUUGGUAUUGUAAAGCGCAAUCAAAAAGAAGGAGCACCUACUUUAAAUUUUGAGUAUGACAAAUUACAGGAUGAAUCCAAAUUGAUAGUAAAAUCUCUGAACGAAUUAAAAAAUUGUAAAAGUCGUAAUGAAUUAGUAUUUAACGAUGCUUUUAAAAUGUUAAAUAACUUUUUUGAAGAUUCAGAUAUUAUCAUAACUAGAUGUACUAACACAAUAACUACAUUUCAUAACAAGGCAGUGAAAAAGACAGAAAAUACAAAUGAAAAUAUUUUAGAUAGUGAUGAUGAUGAAUUUGACCCUUAUGAUUUAUCAAAUGAUGUUGAAAUGGAUGUCAAAAAUAGACCCAAGUACAUACGUGAUCUUAUUGAUGGUUUCAAUGAACAAAAAGAUUGUAAGGUGUGGCUGGGCUGUUUAGAAGCAUCCGAAAGUCUUAUUAAAUCACAGCUACCUAAUGAUGAUGUUUCAUUUGCUAUUGAGCUGUUGACAUUAUUGAUCGGUAUGGAUCAACAAUUUUACAUGGAGAAUUUUGAAAGCCUUAGGUAUCAAUCUGCUGUUGCUGUAGUGAUAGUUUUUCCUUACGAUUGUGCCAAACACCUUUGUCAUCUUUUUUAUGAAUCUAUUGGCAAAUAUGCUGUUUCUCAUCGCAUUUUAAUCCUAAAUGUAUUGACUGGUUCUGCAAAAGAAUUAUCAGGCUUUCAAAAGGUUGAAGAGAAACAAGAAGAACCAAUUGCCGAAGUGAAUACUUCAAAGUAUUGGGAAGAUGUUAUCAAAAAAAGAGUUCAGCUAAAGACCAGAAUAAUUUCCAAUCCUAGAAAACCUAUAAAAUCUCAAAGUAAUCGUUUUGUAUCCGUAGCUGAUGCAUUUUUCUUCCCUCUCAUUCGUGGAAAUUUAAUUGAACCAAUCGUUUCCCAACAAAUUGACAAUACUAAACAGUUGGACAUUCUUGGAGUACAUCUAUUAAAUUCAUUAUCAGUUAUACUAUGCUGUGCGAUUAAUUCUACCCAUGCAACUCGUAUGGGUGUAGAGCUUUUAGAAUGGACUUGGUCAUUAAGAUUUCACAAAGAUGUAAAAAUAAGAAUCGCGGUGAUGGGUUGCCUAGCUGCCGUUUUGUUGUCUGUGCCUAAAUCUAGAUUAGUUGACUUGGGAAGCUCAUUAGUUGAAUUUGUAAUGUGGUUGGAAAAUGUUGUCACGUCUGAAGGAGUAAUGAAUAAAGUCGAUAAUGAAGUAAAUCAAGAAGCAAGAAAAUUUGCUGUUCAAGUUCUGUUACUUUAUAGAAAUGUUGUUGGUGAUCAAAAUAUGUUUUCAUAAUGAUAUUAAUAUUUCAAUUCCAUUAAAAUGAUGUGCAUUCCAAUUAAGGAAAAAUA
Molecule: messenger RNA, 4472 nt
Organism: Myzus persicae (green peach aphid)
Lineage: Eukaryota; Metazoa; Arthropoda; Insecta; Hemiptera; Aphididae
Gene: lqfR
Product: telomere length regulation protein TEL2 homolog
Exons: 10
Coding region: 739-4416 (1225 amino acids)
Biological process (GO): protein stabilization; telomere maintenance via telomerase
Cellular component (GO): cytosol
Molecular function (GO): Hsp90 protein binding; telomeric repeat DNA binding
Source: RefSeq, a predicted model, not a curated record